AUUCCGAGUAUCGCGCUCGCCCCAACGCUGCCCGUUGAGCCGUAAAGAGUCAUUUAGGGGGAAUCAGUCUCUCUUUUUUCGAGCAGCUGCAAAUAUCACUUCCUUCAUCGGAACUGUGCAGAUUUAACAAACAUUGUGCGGCCUGGAAACGCGCAGUGUCGCCUGGAUUUGAGUCUGCCAGAUUUGCCGAAAACAAAGUUUACAAUGGCAGAGUUUCGUGUUCUAAGAUUCACGAAUCUGCUCGUGAUUGUUUGGACGUUGUGCGUUUUUCUGCCCGAGUCAGCGAUGUGCGAUCCGGAGGCCACAGCCAAGCCACGGUUGGACGUCAUCGCCGAAGUGCGUAAAGUGGUGGGAAAGUUGCUCGACGACCCGUCGGGCUCCUUCACUCGAAAGGUGCUUCAAGCCGAUCUGUCGACAACGUGUAGUUUCGGCCUUAUCAAGCUUCUGCGUGCGGUCAAGAGAGUGGAUUCCUGGGCCUUUAGACUGAUCGAUGCAAGUGGCAAGUACCCAACGGGCAUGCUGCAGGGAACACAGGCAGAUCCUGGAGCCUUUGACGAAUGCAUCGAGACCGUGGUGUAUGACACCUACGGCCAGGAGACCGCCAGGGGACAGUAUUGCAACCUAUACAUCAAGCCAUCAGCAGACGAAGCUUUCAUCAAAUACAUGAAGCCGGUCGUGGACAUGUCACAUAAGAGGGUGGUGGAGUACGUAUUGAACAGCAUAAAUGACACCCGCAUUCAGGGUUUCCGACUCGGCAUCUGCUUUAUAGCAGAGUGCAGCCAAGCCGACAUUCAGUCUCUCCUUGAUUCGGUGGCUGGCGGAGUAAUCGACCUCCAGGUCAAGGAUUGCGUCACCAACGAGUACCCACCCAUCAGCAAGACACAAAUCGGAAUAAUAGCUUUCCUAGGAAGCGUGCUCUUACUACUGUGUGUAAGCAGCGGAAUCGACAUCUACUUAAAGAGGCGAAGUGUGGGGAAGAGCCAGCAACGAGGCGCCUUGAUGACAGCUCUAACCGUAUAUUCCGUGCCGGCGAACACAAGUCUCAUGAUGGCCGUCUCUCAUGACCGGACAUCGGAGGCCUAUGCGUACAGAUUUCUUCAUGGAAUCCGAUUUAUCGCCAUGUUCUCAGUGGUGCUGGGUCAUUCCUACAGCGCUUUCGAUUUCCUCAACAUCUCUCGUCUUGUAAAUGCUUUACACAUGGGUGACACACUUGGUGGCUGCGUGAUUAUGUUCGGUUACCUUGGGGUGGACGCCUUCUUCUUUGUGAGCGGUUUCUUGCUUACGUACAACAUCAGGAGACAAAAAGGAUCUCGCCUGUACAUUGGUGUUCUCGCAAUCUUUCGGCGCUUCCUCAGAGCCAACGUCGUCGUCUUUUUUGUUUUGAUGUGCUACCACCUCGUGCCUCUCAUUGCAUCGGGUCCCAACUUGAAGCCCAUCAUGGAAAAAUUCUACUACGAGUUUUCGAACCAGUGGUGGCGGCUUCUUAUCCAGAUUCGUAAUUUUAGCAAGGAACAAGAAAUAGGUUGUUUCGGUCACCUGUGGUACCUUUCCUGUGAGUUCCAACUCUUCCUUAUAUCUCUGAUUGUUCUUCUAGUCCUAAAAAGGUCCACCAGGCUGACCAUAGCGGCUUUUGUGGCACUGUCGAUAGGCGGGUCUACCGUGAAUGCGUGGCAGGUGUAUAAUACACAUUACGGUGCUUUUCUGACACCUCUCAGCACGAGCUUUGGGACCUUCAUCGACACCUUGAACGAUGUUUAUCCACUUCCAUCGUAUCAUGGUGUUUGUUAUUUCACUGGAUGUAUAACCGUAUUUCUGGUUGAACGCUUUCAACACUCCAAGUUGUCCAAGUUAGUGCAGCUUUCCCUAUGGUGCUUAGCAGCAACCUGCUGCCUGUCAUCUCUGUUUAUGAAGUACGACUGGAACCGUGGCACAAACCCAACGCAGCAGUGGAUCAAGAUCCCGCUCUGCUACACAGACAGGUUUAUGUGGUCAUUUUGCCUGAUGUGGUCGGUGUUCGCUAUCGCCACUGGAAGAGGUGGCUUCUUUGGUAGAUUUCUUUCUUGGCAAGCAUUCAUCCCAAUCAGUCGGCUAUCAUUCGGAAUUUACGUGAUUCACGUUCCUUUCUACUUCACAAUGUUUAACAUUGCAAGAGAGCGGAUAUUCUACUCUCAUUUUACAUUGAUAAUGCAAUGUUUUUCGGUGUUUGUGGCCAGCACCAUCCUUAGCUACGUCACAUUUGUUUCCUGCGAGGUGCCUGUGGGCCGACUGGAAAAACUGGUGCUCGGACGAUUCGGCGGCAAGUCAGCCCCCAAUCAAGUCAAGUCUCAAAACGGUAGACUGCACACCGUUGAAAGUCUCAAGUCAAGCUCUCCGUACCCUGGAAACAUUAAAGACGGGAAAGAAGAGAACAAUAAUGCCGAGGAGAAGAAAGAAAUCAGUCGGUUAUAACACAUUUCCCAAACUGCCUUUACCAUGAGUUUAUUUUUCGUUACUGUUCCUGUUGUUUUCUUGGUAGUGAAUGUGUCAGUUGUAUUCGAGGCUAAAAUAAAAUAUCAUUUGAGUGUAUAA
Messenger RNA from Ixodes scapularis (black-legged tick), 2568 nucleotides. RefSeq names its product nose resistant to fluoxetine protein 6. NCBI's taxonomy places the organism in Eukaryota, Metazoa, Arthropoda, Arachnida, Ixodida, Ixodidae. The record is from RefSeq and is a predicted model, not a curated record. The transcript has 15 exons. Gene Ontology annotation, molecular function: acyltransferase activity, transferring groups other than amino-acyl groups. The coding region runs from base 205 to 2448 and encodes 747 amino acids.